GUGGGACCGAGACCUCAGCACAGGGCGGCCCCGCUCCUCGGCUGCGCCGCCAUCAGCCACCGGCCCGCAGCGGAGGUGGGGCACGGGUCACCAAGAACGUGCACGGCUGAGGCAGCGCCACCGCAGCCUCCCGAGCAGUCACCAUGGCUGGCCGGCCAUCUUCAGGGAAAGAGCAGCUCUGGAUGAAGGAUGACCCGAGCGCCCUGGAGGCGUACGGAGAUGACCCCGAUGUCAGGCAAGAAGAGCCCAAGGGCUGCUGGGGAUCCUUCACCAACUGCAUUGGGGGAAUGUGGACCACACGCCAAAUGACACACACCAAUGACAGGGAGAUAGUGGUACGGACGACGCUGCGAGAGCUGGUGGUCUACAUCGUGUUCCUGAUAGUGCUGUGUAUCUUGACGUUUGGGAUGACGUCUCCCACCAUGUACUACUACACCAAGGUCCUCUCCGAACUGUUCCUGGAGGCGCCGUACCCGGACACGAGAAACAACUUCAAGGGUUCUACGCAAGUGUUGGACUUCUGGAGGUUUGUGGAGGGUCCGCUGACGGACGGCCUGUACUGGGACUCGUGGUACGACCGGGCCCGCACCAGCGUCGACGAGCGCGACAACAACAUCCUCUACGAGAACCGCAUGCUCGGGGUGCCGCGGAUGCGACAGUUACGAGUCACCGACGACUCGUGCAACGUGCAUGAAAACUUCGCCGGCGCUAUCGACAAGUGCUACAGCGUCUAUUCGGAGAACAUCGAGGACAAGAACGCCUUCGGGCCCAAGAACGGCACAGCAUGGAACUACUACACGGAGAAGGAGCUCGGCUCCCAGUCGGUGUGGGGAGUCAUCAGCACGUACUCGGGGGCCGGCGCCUACGUGGACCUAUCCACCAGCCGCGCCAAGACGGUGGAAAUUAUCGCGAGCCUGCGGCGCAAUCUCUGGAUCGGCCGCGGCACGCGCGCCAUCUUCAUCGACUUCACCGUCUACAACGCCAACAUCAACCUCUUCUGCGUCGUCAGGCUGGUGUUCGAGUUUCCGGCUACAGGCGGCAUGAUCCCGUCCUACUCCUUCCGCACGGUCAAGCUGCUGCGCUACGUGACGCCAUUCGACUACUUCGUCAUGGCCUGCGAGUGGAUCUUCGCCAUUUUCGUCAUCUACUACAUCGUGGAGGAGGUGCUGGAGGUGCGGAAAAUGAAGUGCUCCUACUUCAAGUCCGUCUGGAACAUCCUCGACAUCCUGGUGAUAGGGAUAGCGACGCUCUGCAUCGCGUUCUCCGUCUACCGCACCAACUCUGUCGACGACAAGAUCGAGUCGCUGCUCAAAGACGAUAUCCAGUACGCCAAUUUCGAGCUGCUCGGCUUCUACCAGACCCAGUUCAACGCGGCAGUAGCCAUGUGUGUGUUUUUCGCCUGGAUCAAGCUCUUCAAGUACAUCAGCUUCAACAAGACCAUGACACAGCUCAGCAGCACCCUCUCCCGCUGUGCAAAGGACGUCAUGGGCUUCGCCAUCAUGUUCUUCAUCGUCUUCUUCGCCUUUGCUCAGCUCGGCUACCUCCUCUUCGGCACCCAGGUUCGCGACUUCAGCAGCUUCGGCAACGCCACCUUCACCCUGCUGCGGACCAUCCUCGGCGACUUCAACUUCCACGAGAUCGAGGCCGCCAACCGAGUGCUCGGGCCCAUCUUCUUCCUCGCCUACGUGUUCUUCGUCUUCUUCGUGCUGAUGAACAUGUUCCUGGCCAUCAUCAACGACACGUACAGCGAGGUCAAGAACGAGAUUUCGGCCCAGAAGAACGAGUUUGAGAUCGCUGACUACUUCAAGCGCGGCUACAACAACAUGAUGGGCAAGCUGGGCAAGCGUGACAAGCUGAUUGACAUCCAGAACGCGCUGAAACUGGCUGACACGAACAGCGACGGCAUCUACUCCUUCGACGAGAUCCGCAAGAACCUCAAGAAGUGCAACUUCUCUGACCUGGAGAUCGAGAUGUUCUUCGCGCGAUACGACCUGAACGGCGACCGGACCCUGGGGGAUGACGAGGCGCGUCUCAUGAUGGCUGACCUGGAGGACCAGAAGCUCGAGCUCGACCGUGAGAUCGGGAGGCCGACGUCCGGCCGUCGCUCCCGGCCCGGCUCCGCGUACGGAGGGGGAGGCGGCGUCAACCCCGAGGAGUUCAACUCGCUGACCCGCCGCGUGGACCGCAUGGAGCACAGCAUCGGCUCCAUCGUCUCCAAAAUCGACGCCGUGCUCAUCAAGCUGGAGGGCAUGGAGAAGUCGAAGCAGAAGAAGAAGGAGACGAUGGGCAAGAUGCUGGACCAGAUCUCGGACGACCCAAGCGCGGACGACAAGUCCAAGCGGCACCAGAUGGAAAAGCUGGUGCGGGAGGAACUGGAUCGCUGGGACUCUGAUCCCAACAUGAAGGGCAGUAAGUAGAGAGGCCGGGUGGUGAGCUCGCUCGCCGGGUCGCGCUAGAGGGAGAGAGGACGUCCCCGCAGGCGCCGACCGGCGCAGCGUCCCGCCGCGAGGCGGCGCCAGCAUCGCCCGACCCCGCCGCCGGUCCGACCGGCCCCGGCAGACGCGACCCACGCCCUCCACAGCAACCCAGUCAAGUGCAGCGUGUCUGUCGGGCCGGCGCCGUCCGCCUCGGCGGCUCAGAGAUCAGCAGAUGGCUGUUGCUCGCCGCCGAGCCGGCCGCACCGCGGCGGCGGCGGCCACGCGCAUGCGC
Messenger RNA from Pollicipes pollicipes, 2709 nucleotides. RefSeq names its product polycystin-2-like. Gene Ontology annotation, molecular function: calcium channel activity; calcium ion binding. Gene Ontology annotation, cellular component: membrane. Gene Ontology annotation, biological process: detection of mechanical stimulus. The record is from RefSeq and is a predicted model, not a curated record. NCBI's taxonomy places the organism in Eukaryota, Metazoa, Arthropoda, Thecostraca, Pollicipedomorpha, Pollicipedidae.